UUAAGAGAUCACGCAUCAUAAUGAUACAUACGUAUUGCCUAAAGGUUAAAUAGUGGAAGAUUUUAUAAGCUUGUUUUAAUCUGUUAAUGUCAAAGUGAAUUAUAUAAGAUAAAUAACUAUGACGCAAUUAAAAUACUAUUCAAUAUUAUCCAGAGUAAUAAGACAAGUUUAUUGCAAUGGUAAAGGAAAGAAUAAAUUUAUGUCGACACAAGGCCCUAAAAUAGAAACCAAAAGUAAUCCUGAUCCUGUUCAAAACUUAGGGCCUCAAAUGUAUGCUCCUACCAAUCUAGAUAAAAGGAUGUUAGUAUGGGUGAAACGAUAUCCAUCUAUGGCUGAAGUACCUUCGCAAGUGACACUUGAUUGUAUGUUGCAAGCACGAUCCAAAGUUAGAGUACGCGUAUGCAAUAUUAUGAUGGUAAUCUCUCUAAUAGGAUUUAUAGCUGCCGCCAUAAGCGGAAAAAGAGAAGUAGCAUCAGGAAAUACGCUUUUUAAAAGAAAUCAAGAUUGGCAAGAGAAUUUACGUAAAGAACAUGCAGCAGCUACUAAUACAAAUAAUAGCUCUUAAAAUCUAUAUCAAUGUUGUUUUUUCAUUCAAUGGAUAUUAAUUAAUAUAACAUGAUAAAAAUUAGAAUAUACGAAUAUAUACUUUUAUUAUGUGCAGUAUUUUAAAAAUCGUUAAGUGUUAUCGCUCAAUGAUAUUAGUAUUUAGACUAGUUUUGAAAAAUAGUCUCAACUGUAUUUAUUACACGUAAAAGUAAAAGCUAUUUUUAUGAAGUAGCCUUAGCAACAAAUAUAUAUAUAUAUAUAUAUAUAUAUAUAUAUUUCAGUACGCAAAUUUCUUUAUAUUUCAAUAAUAUAACUGUCACAUGUGCAUACAUAGAUCUACUAAAGUGUCAUCAUUGUUAUAAUUACUUUCAUACUUACACUGUUAUUAUAUUCGUGUUAUUGUCGUGGAAAAAUAUUUUUUUCAAUUCAAAUGUAUUUUGUUUGUAAUUGUUUGAUGUUUUCAUUUGUUUCUUUUUAUUAUAUUUUAUUUAUAUAAAACAUGUAUAUAUAAUAAAGAUCAUGAAUAGUAAAUCUCCA
This is a messenger RNA of Polistes canadensis, 1083 nucleotides long. RefSeq names its product UPF0389 protein CG9231. The coding region runs from base 119 to 565 and encodes 148 amino acids. The transcript is spliced from 4 exons. NCBI's taxonomy places the organism in Eukaryota, Metazoa, Arthropoda, Insecta, Hymenoptera, Vespidae. The record is from RefSeq and is a predicted model, not a curated record.